Mercurialis annua (annual mercury) is the source of this 2065-nucleotide messenger RNA. RefSeq lists its product as uncharacterized. The record is from RefSeq and is a predicted model, not a curated record. The transcript is spliced from 3 exons. The coding region runs from base 133 to 1734 and encodes 533 amino acids. Lineage: Eukaryota; Viridiplantae; Streptophyta; Magnoliopsida; Malpighiales; Euphorbiaceae.
CUUCUCUUCCUUCGAAGCCACGCCUUAAUAAGAUAAUUUUCUCUUUCAUUGAUCAUUAAAAUUAAAAAACCCUUCAAAAAAUUUAAAUAAAGAUUUAUUCUUUGAUCAAAAUCUUGAGUCUCAGUUCCCAAAAUGGCAUCUGGGUCAUCUGAUCGCUCAAAUUCGGGUUCUAAAGGAUUUGAUUUCGGAACUGAUGAUAUUCUUUGCUCUUAUGACGAUUUCAAUAACAAAGAUUCUUCUAAUGGUAUCCAUUCGGAUCCUGUAAUCGGGUCUAACUCUUCCAAGCAGGAUUAUCACAAAAGCAGAAUGUCGAGGUCUUCUGUGUUCCCUGUGUCGUCCUACAGCCAGCCAGAAGAUUCAUUCAGUCCAGAUGUUCUCUCUGUUAUCGAGAGAAGCAUGAAAAAGCAUACUGAUAGUCUGAUGCGUUUUCUGGAGGGGGUCAGUUCACGGCUUUCCCAGUUGGAACUAAAUUGUUACAACCUUGACAAAUCAAUUGGGGACAUGCGGUCUGAUUUAGUUCAGCACCGAGCAGAUGGCGAUUCAAAGCUUAAAUCUUUGGAGAAACAUCUUCAAGAAGUUCAUAGGUCCAUCCAGAUCCUAAGAGACAAACAAGAACUUGCCGAGACUCAGAAAGAAUUGGCCAAGCUUCAGCUUGUGCAGAAAGAGCCCUCUUCGUCAAACCAUUCUCAAUCUGACGAAAAAGCUUCACCACGUGCCUCUGAUCCCAAGAAAACUGAUAACUCGCCCGAAAUUCGUAACCAACAGUUGGCACUUGCUCUGCCCCACCAAAUAGUACCCCAGCAACAACCUGCACCUGUGCCUCCACCGAGUCAAGCUCCUCCUCAGAAUGUGAGACAACAGCAAUCUUAUUAUUUACCUUCAGGCCAACUACCAAAUCCGCCAGUCCAGGCUCAACACCCGCAGGGCCAAUAUAUGCCUGCUGAUUCUCAAUACGGGAACCCCCAAAUGCAAGACAUGACUCGGGUAGCACCACAGCCAGCACAGACACAAGUAAAUCAAACGCCACCAGGUCCACAGUAUACCCAGUAUCAGCAGCAGUGGCCCCAGCAGUUACCUCAGCAGGUGCAAGCACCACAACAGCCCUCGAUCAGGCCCUCGUCGCCAGCUGUCUAUCCUACCUAUCCACCACCUAGUCAACAAGCAAAUUCAUCUCCGCCGGAGACGAUGCAGAACAGCAUGCCUUUGCAGUUGUCAUAUACGGCAAUUCCUCAACCCAUAUCCAGUGGUGCCGAUACUCUACCUUACGGGUAUGGAGCUGGUAGACCAGUUCCUCAGCAGCCUCCGGCUCAGCAAGUUAAGGGUCCGUAUGGAGGUCAACCGGGCGAUGGAUAUACAACUGGUGGACCCCAUUCUGCACUUCCCCCUGGGAGUCCAUACAUGAUGUAUGAGACUGAAGGGGGAAGAACACAUCAUCCACCUCAACAACCUCACUUUACCCAGGGUGGAUAUCCUCCUAACAAUAUUGGUCUCCAAAACUCGCAGCCAGCUUCCGGCCCGAACAUGAUGAGUCGUAAUCCAAGCCACUCGCACUUUGCACGUAACCAUCCUUACAGUGAAUUGAUCGACAAGCUGGUAAGCAUGGGUUUUAGGACAGAGCAUAUUGUUGCUGUGAUACAGAGGAUGGAAGAGAGUGGUCAGCCUUUGGAUUUCAAUGCCGUGCUUGAUAGGUUGAGCAAUUCUUCCGGUGGUUCUCAAAGAGGUUGGUCAGGAUGAAGCGGGUAAAUUAUCAGGCAUCAAACAUCGAACCAGUGAAGAGUGGGGUAUUAAGUUAUGUUACAUUUAAAUAAAGGCAGACAAUGAUGGACGGUAUUUUAAUGGAGUAGUUUGUAUAUCAUGUAAUCUUUAAUUCCUCGUCUUACUGAGUGUAAUGGGUGUUCUCUCCAUGGUUUUUUUAGAAGGGAGAAAUCCAGUUGCAGUUUUAAGCCUUUUGAUUUUUGAAGGAUGAAACAUGCAUUUUUACCAGGCUUUGCAUCAUGUCAUGUCUAACCGUUUGGAAUAAUAUUUCCCCUAUUGUGAUCCAUGCAAAUCUUUGCGUUCUCUGUUA